AUGGAAACACGUACGCGAAAGCUUGGGCCAGGCCAGCCCCUCACUCAGUUUAGCAUUACGGGUAUGGCAUCGACCUACAGACACCAAGAGCGAAUCAAAGAUGCUGAACUUCUAGAAUUCAAACUACAGGACAUUGAUGAAAGUAAGCAUCCCAGAGGAUGCCCUGGUGAAUUCGACGAAGAAAUCGGAAAUCAUCUAUGGCAAGAGAUCCAACUGGACAUCGCUCGGAAUGAGAACAACAAUGGAGACGGAUCACAUCGCGAGCAAGAUAGCCUAGUUGCACAUGGGCAUGCUACGUAUUGCAGACACUUCAAUGGUGACAUUUCAUUUCAGUACAUGAGGGCAUGGACAGGCAAAUAG
Penicillium waksmanii is the source of this 360-nucleotide messenger RNA. RefSeq lists its product as uncharacterized. Lineage: Eukaryota; Fungi; Ascomycota; Eurotiomycetes; Eurotiales; Aspergillaceae. The coding region runs from base 1 to 360 and encodes 119 amino acids. The transcript has a single exon. The record is from RefSeq and is a predicted model, not a curated record.